Molecule: messenger RNA, 858 nt
Organism: Boleophthalmus pectinirostris (great blue-spotted mudskipper)
Lineage: Eukaryota; Metazoa; Chordata; Actinopteri; Gobiiformes; Gobiidae
Product: small cell adhesion glycoprotein homolog
Exons: 4
Coding region: 93-485 (130 amino acids)
Source: RefSeq, a predicted model, not a curated record
CAGCAGGGCACCACACCCAUUGGCCCUGGUCUGACUUUGUACUGGUUCUUUUGUGUUUGGUGAAUGAGACGUGCACAGAGAGGUGAGAGGUCAUGACUGAGACUCCUCCCACUGAGACUCCUCCCAUUCCUCCCACUCCUCCCAUGUAUUCGUACCACGAUUACUUUGAAACCCUAGCGCCUCUCGAAGAGACCAUCGCUGGACAGACCACUGGUGGUAUGUCGCCCGCCAUGAUUGGAGGGAUCUCUGGAGCGAUCCUCGUGGCUCUGCUCGCCGUCGCCGCCCUGCUGUUGUGGUACAUGUACCGCCAGACGGGCUCAUACUCCACCACCGAGGACAAAGGCCGGGACUCGGACCAGGAGCCGGACCAGGAGCCGGGCCAGAGCAGAGACCAGGAGGAAGACCAGGAUCUAGAAGAGAAGGAGGAAGAAGAAGACGAGGAGAGCGCACAGCCACCGACCACUGGAGAGGAAGAGUCUUCGUAAUCGAAACUCACAUUUUUUAUUUAUAUAUUUUUAUCCAUUUGUAUUUUUUUUUUAUUUGUUUUUUAAUUCAUAUUUGGAACAAUUUCAGUCUUCUUAAAGUGCAUCUAACAGAAUAUUCUAGAACAGAGGUGGACAAUUCUUUUUUCCAUGGGGCCACAUGAGAAACAGAAAAUAUUGUGGAGCCCAAAAUACUUAACUAAAUUCUGCAUAAUAUGAAUUGUAUUUCUUUAUAAAAAUCAGUAAAUAUCAUUGUUUUGUUGAGCUGGCCAGACUGGGAAGAGUUUAUGUUCUGACUAAGCAAUGAAAAAGUGAGGUUGCUUUACAAAAAAUGUCACUUAAAAAACACCUCUUUAAUAAAAGCAAUGCAGCUUUA